CAAGUCCCGGGCCCAGGGGCUUCAAAAUCAUGCCGGGACUUUAAUUUUUGGAAGUGAAUAGAACUGGUUUUGGAAGACAAGAUGACUACAGCUGCAGAAAGAAAAUAUAUUAAUAUCAGAAAGAGAUUGGAUCAGUUGGGAUACCGCCAGACUCUGACAGUGGAGUGUCUACCGUUGGUAGAAAAACUUUUCAGUGACCUAGUUCAUACAACAGAAAGUCUUCGGCAAUCAAAAUUAUCUGCUGUGAAAGCUGAAAAAGAAAGUGCCAAUUUUGAUUUUGUUUUGGAACCUUAUAAGCUUGAAAAUGCAAGACUGAGUAGAGAAAAUAAUGAAUUAUAUCUGGAGUUAAUGAAACUGAGAGAACACUCAGAACAACACAUUAAAGAGUUGAAAACUACCUUGAAGAAGUGUUCACGUGAAACAGCUGAUCUAAAAUUUCUAAAUAACCAAUAUGUCCAUAAACUCAAACUAUUGGAGAAAGAGAGUAAAGCUAAGAAUGAAAAAAUUCAACAACUCCAGGAAAAGAAUUUACAUGCUAUAGUACAAACUCCCGGUGGCAAGAAAAGAAGUAUUGCCUUUCGGAGGCAGAGAAUGCAAAUCGAUGAGCCAGCCCCUCCCUCUGAAGUCAGUUCAUACCCAGUCCCACAGCCAGAGGACCCUUACAUCGCAGACCUCCUGCAGGUGGCUGAUAACAGGAUUCAAGAACUUCAACAAGAAGUCUGCCAGUUACAAGAGAAGUUAGCAAUGAUGGAAAACGGAGUGAGAGAUUAUAGCAAGCAGAUCGAGUUGCGAGAACGAGAGAUAGAACGGCUGUCAGUUGCGUUGGAUGGUGGUCGCUCCCCUGAUGUCCUCUCCCUGGAGACGAGAAAUAAAACCAACGAGAAGCUUAUUGCUCAUUUAAAUAUUCAGGUUGACUUUCUUCAGCAAGCUAAUAAAGACCUAGAGAAGCAUAUCCGAGAGCUUAUGGAAACCAAGGAAACUGUGACAACCGAAGUCGUUCAUUUAAGUAACAAAAAUGAAAAACUCUGCCAAGAGUUAACUGAAAUAGACCAAUUAGCACAGCAGUUGGAAAGACACAAAGAAGAAGUGCUUGAAACUGCUGAUAAAGAACUUGGGGAAGCAAAGGAAGAGAUUAAAAGGAAGCUCUGUGAAAUGCGGUCUCUGGAAGAAACGAUGGCAAAACUUCAGCUGGAAUUAAAUUUAUGCCAUAAAGAAAAAGAGAGAUUGAAUGAUGAACUCCUUAUAAAAUCAGACUUGGAAACUGUUGUUUUUCAGCUUGAACAAGAAAAGCAAAGACUUAGCAAAAAAAUGGAAAGUUUUGCAGUUACAGAAAGAGAGCUUAUUUUGGAAGUUGAAAGGAUGAGGCUGGAACAUGGAAUAAAACGUCGAGACAGGUCACCUUCUCGUUUAGAUACUUUUCUGAAAGGUAUAGAAGAAGAACGGGAUUAUUAUAAGAAAGAACUAGAAAGACUCCAACACAUAAUACAGCGAAGAUCUUGCUCUAUAAAUUAUUGCGCACGUGAAAAAUAUUCACAAUUUAAAACUCCAGAAAAGGGUGAUUACAAUUCAGAAAUUCAUCUGAUCACAAGAGAAAGAGAUGAACUUCAGCAUAUGCUUGAAAGAUUUGAAAAAUACAUGGAGGAUAUACAAGCCAAUGUUAAGUUAUUGACAGCAGAGAGAGAUAAACUGAAUGUCUUAUAUACUGAAGCUCAGGAAGAACUAUCUGCACUAAGACAGGAAUCCAGCCAUACCACAGUCUCCCGUAAUAUGGUCAGCCUUAUGGAAAAGGAAAAGGAACGUGCAUUAUCUGACUUGAAAAGAAUUAUGGCAGAAAAGGAAACUUUAAAAGAAAAGUUAAAAAAUAUCCAGGAAAUGAGUCUUCUUGGGAAAUCAGAAUUAGAGAAAACUGUUGAACAUUUGACAUGCAUGAAUCAUCAGCUCGAAAGUGAAAAAUAUGAAUUAAAGUCUAAAGUGUUACUAAUGAAAGAAACAAUAGAGUCAUUAGAGAACAAAUCCAAACUCCAAGCUCAACAACUUAGCCACGUGGCUGGUGACUCAUCUCAUCAGAAAACCGAGGUGAACUCCCUUAGGGCGGUAAAUGAGCAGCUGCAGCGGUCACUCGAUGACUAUCAGCACCGGCUUUCCAUGAAGAGAAGUGAACUGGAGUCAGCCCAGGCGCAGAUCACAGCGCUGGAGGAAAACAUAGAUAAACUGAACCUUAAGAUAACUUCCCAAGAUGAGGAGGCCCAUAUAAUGAAAAAGACCAUCAGCGUUAUUGAUAAAGAAAAAGACUUUCUUCAGGAGACAGUAGAUGAAAAGACAGAAAAGAUUGCAAGCCUGCAAGAUAAUCUGGCUAAUAAAGAAAAAGCUAUUGCUCAGAUAAAGAUAACAGUCUCAGAGUAUGAAUCAUCUAUGAACAAGCUAAAGGACACACUGACCAGUCGAGACCGCGAGAUCAGCAGCCUCCGGCGCCAGCUGGAUGUGGCUCACAAAGAGCUCGAUGAGGUGGGGCGGUCCAGGGAGAUGUCGUUCAAGGAGAACAGACGGCUACAAGAUGACCUGGCUACAAUGGCGAGAGAAAACCAGGAAAUCUCAUUGGAAUUGGAAGCAGCAGUACAAGAAAAAGAAGAAAUGAAGAGUAGGGUUCACAGUUACAUAACCGAGGUGUCGCGCUGGGAGAGCUUAAUGGCUGCUAAGGAACAAGAAAAUCAGGAUUUGUUAGAUCGAUUUCAGAUGCUUCAUAACCGUGCUGAAGACUGGGAGGUCAAAGCCCAUCAAGCCGAGGGAGAAAGCAGCUCAGUUCGCCUGGAACUCCUUUCUAUUGACACAGAGAGGAGGCACCUCCGAGAGAGAGUGGAGCUGCUGGAAAAGGAAAUCCAAGAGCACAUAAGUGCACAUCAUGCAUACGAGUCCCAAAUCUCGUCAAUGGCAAAAACCAUGUCUAGGUUAGAAGAGGAGGCCCGACGUCAGGAGGAUGAGAAAGCAGCGAUAUUAAGUGAUCUGUCUUCUCUCAGAGAACUUUGCAUUAAGCUUGAUUCAAGCAAAGAUAUCAUGACCCAACAAUUGAAUUCCAAAAACCUUGAGUUGGAGAGGGCUGUGGCGGAAUUAGAAAAUGUAAAAGCGGAAUCAGACCUAUUAAAAAAACAGCUGUCAAAUGAAAGACAUACUAUUAAAAACCUUGAAUCAUUGUUGGCUACCAAUAGAGAUAAAGAAUUUCAUUCUCAUUUAACCUCCCACGAGAAGGAUACAGAAAUUCAGCUCCUUAAAGAGAAGUUAGCCCUUUCUGAAAGCAAAUUAACUAGUCAAAGCCGUGAAAACACCAUGCUUCGAAAUAAAGUGGCACAAUUCCAAACAGAUUACGAUGCUCUGAAAAGGCAAAUUUCAACUGAAAGAUAUGAACGAGAACGAGCGAUCCAAGAAAUGCGUCGACAUGGUCUUCCCACACCACCCCUUAGUUCUACUCUGAAGUCUCCUUCAAGUUCUCCCGAACAUAUAGAUGUGUAAUUAUCAGAAAACCCUCCCUGAGCUCGUGCGGAUUUGUAAAAGAGCAGAGCGGUGUGGAAUACAUGAAGCAGCUGCUGAAAAUCAUGAACGUUGACGCAGAUUCUACCUCUGUCAGCUUUUCUUUAAAUCAGUGAAUAUUUAUUUGUAAAAGUUUGGUUUGAAAGAGCUAUAUUUAUGUAUAUGUUUUAGUAUAUAUGACAAAACAAAAUAUGUAUUAAUAGUGUUUUUCUGAUACUAUAUCUGUAUUUUUAUUAUUCCUGACUUGGAUGACUCCUCCAAGUGUGUUUAUCUUGUGCAUUAAUAUAAUGUAUGGUUCACAUUAUGCCGUAAUAAUAUAUUUCUAAUGAGCUGGUAUGUAAAUACUCUUACAUCACUUGAUUCGGAAGCCUUCUUAGUUUUCAUGCCUGUGUAUAACUCAUAUCUCAGCAUAUUCACACUUCUCACCUUUAUGCUGUGCUAUUAUGCUUAACUUUUUGUUCCUCAAUCUAAAAUGAAUUACAUUCGUCUGUCAUCAAGGGGGAUGUAUUCAGGUCUAGUUAAUGUAAUAGCAGAGGUCAUGAUAAAGAAUGAAUACUGUGUACAAGUUCUUAUUGCCAGCUGAAGAGCUAGCUGGGGGAGACCCAUGUAUCUCUUUAUACAUUAGAUUAUUCUGCUUCUCCCGUGGACUGUUCACAUACUACAAAUCCUACCACAAUCAAACUAAAAGCUAUAUUCAGAGCUUUACUUAUAAAACAAUAGAACAGAAAUUUGGGUCAUUUUUUUUAAUAAAUGAAAUUCUUCACUGUAUUAGUCUAAUCAGAGUAUAUGAAAUAAAUAUAGUAAAAUAAUUUUGUUAAAAUUUCAAUAUACAUUCAAUAAUAAUAUUUUGCAUCUGAACCUAUAUGUUGUAAUUUAACAGUCUUCCAGAAUAGCAUGUAAAUUGAAAACAGCUUUUUACAAUUAAUUUUCAGAGUUGUAAUUUUAAAGAGUUUAGAUGUAUACAUCUAUUAAUAAAAGAGCAGAAGUACAAAAUAGAAUGUCAGAUACAAAUAUUAAUCGUGUUUGAACCAUACACAUUUAGAGAAAAUCCUAUUCUUAGUAGAUAUCAUUAUGAUUGAAAAAGAACUUAAAAAUCUAACAGAGAAAAGUGAAAAACCAAUUGCUUACAUUUGUUUCCUCGUGUGUGUGUGUGUGUGUGUGUGUGUGUGUGUGUGCGCGCGCGAGCGCUUAGAGGUGGACAGUGCUCUUCUCUGAAACUGUGUGCCUUCUGUGUCCAGGUUCUGCCUUGGGGUGGGACGGCUUUACUUUUCCAACAUCUUCGCGGUUUUUAUCUAUCUGUCAUCUACUUUGCGUGACUUUGUGUGACUUUGUGUAUUGUAGCAAAAAUACAAGAGAAUUGAAACUAUUUGCAAUGUCAUACGGAAAAAUCUUUUAAUAAACAUAUGUAAAUGAAAUAAAAAAUGUUUGUCCCCACCUUCCCCCCUCAAAGCAACAGCAAGACCUAUUUUGUUAGAUAUUAUAUUUUUAAUGUUUUCUAUAAUUAAAAAAUGUAUACCUUGCAGUAAUUGUUAUUUUCAUAACCUUUAUACUACACUUUUUAAAAACUAAUUUUUUCUUAAGAUACUGAAUGUCUUGACCUUUUAUACAUGUUUUCCAUUUUGUUUUAAAUAAUUUAAAAUUAUGGAGCUUGACAAAGAUUUUCCAAUAAACUUUCCAGA
Tupaia belangeri chinensis (Chinese tree shrew) is the source of this 5201-nucleotide messenger RNA. RefSeq names its product centrosomal protein 135 (gene CEP135). The record is from RefSeq and is a predicted model, not a curated record. Bases 82 to 3504 code for a protein of 1140 amino acids. NCBI's taxonomy places the organism in Eukaryota, Metazoa, Chordata, Mammalia, Scandentia, Tupaiidae. The transcript has 26 exons.